CACAGACACCAAACUGUGCCAAAGAAAUAUCAUACACCGUGUCCCUUAGCAGAUUUAUUUGUGAGAGAGAUCUCGUGCAGACUGGCGUACAAUCGUCUCUCAGAUCGAAACAUGUAUUCCAGCGUAUGGAGUAUGGAGAGAUGUCGAAUGGUUCAGGGUGCUGUGGGCAGCACGCAGGAAGGCUUGGCAGAGCAGGUGGGGUCCGUGCUGAACAAGCUCAACUGCCAGUUAGAAGCCCUUCGAGACAUGGAGGACAGGGAGUCCAAGACAGGUUACAGACAGAUAAAGACAGUUGGACAGGCGCCAUGGAAACGGGCAGGAGGGAAACGCGCUACAGCGUGGAUAGAGACGUGCUGGAUGAGAAGCAUCUGGAGGAAGCAUCACGAAGAGUGGAGAACUCCGACAACCAAUCACUGUGCGCCCAUCUCAGAGAAUCACUCAGGUGUUCAGUGCCCAGGUUAAAGCGCAACAUGGUGAGCUGCUUCCCAAUACUGUACUGGCUCCCCCGGUACUCUCUCUGGGACUACGGCAUGUCAGACCUCAUCUCUGGCAUCAGUGUGGGCAUCAUGCACUUGCCUCAGGGGAUGGCCUACGCCCUGCUGGCGUCUGUACCUCCAGUGUUUGGGCUCUUCUCCUCUUUCUACCCACCUCUGAUCUACUUUAUCUUUGGCACAUCCCGACAUAUCUCCAUAGGCACAUUCACGGUGCUCAGCAUCAUGGUGGGCUCUGUUACUGAGCGCUUGGCACCAGACCAGUUCUUCCUGGUCCUGAACGGCACCAACCUAACUGGAGAGGUGAACACUGAGGCCAGGGACUCCUACAGGGUCACUGUGGCAGCCACAACCACUGUCCUGGGGGGAGUUAUUCAGGUUAUCCUGGGCAUGGUGCGGUUUGGCUUUGUAGGUACAUACCUGUCGGAACCGUUGGUUCGGGCCUACACCACUGCCGCAGCUUUUCAUGCUGUGGUGGCACAGCUCAAAUACGUCUUUGAUGUUUCCCCCAAGCGCUUCAUUGGACCCUUCUCCAUGGUGUAUACGCUGAUAGAUUUGUGCUCCCUGCUGCCUCAGACACAAGUUGCCACCCUGUUGGUCAGUCUUGUGUCUAUGGUGGUCCUCAUCGUUGCCAAAGAGCUCAACUCCAAGUUCAGCCACAAACUGCCUGUACCCAUUCCAGUGGAGCUGAUCGUUAUCAUUCUGGUAACUGUGGUGUCGCACUUCGGGCACCUGCACACCAUCUCCGGCGUGGAUGUUGUUGGGGAACUUCCGAGUGGGCUGCAGGCUCCCACUAUGCCAGACGCCAGUAUCUUCAAGCAGGUGAUUGGGGAUGCCUUCGCCCUGGCCGUGGUGGGAUACGCCAUCUCCAUCUCCCUGGGCAAGACCUUUGCUCUCAAGCACGGCUACAAGGUGGACAGCAACCAGGAGCUGGUGGCCCUGGGUCUCAGUAACGCGGCCGGGGGCCUCUUCCAGUGCUUCUCUGUCUGCGCCUCCAUGUCCCGCAGCCUGAUACAGGAGACCACCGGGGGAAAGACCCAGAUGGCAGCGGUGGUCUCGUCUGUGAUAGUGCUGGUGACAGUUCUAAAGCUCGGAUGCUUGUUUCAUCAACUGCCCAAGGCGGUCUUGGCAGUCAUCGUCAUCGUCAACCUGAAGGGCAUGUUCCUGCAAAGCUGUGACAUCAUCACUCUGUGGAGAAGCUGCAAAAUCGACCUGCUGGUGUGGCUGGUCACCUGGAUCUCCACGGUGCUUUUUAACCUGGACCUGGGCCUGGUCAUCUCCAUCACUUUUGCACUGAUGACCGUCAUCUUCAGAACUCAACUCCCACAAUACUCCGUCCUGGGACAGGUGCCGGGCACAGAGAUAUACUUGGACAUGGAGAUGCACAAAGAGGUGAGGUCGGUUCCAGGCAUCACCAUCUUCCGCUCCUCAGCCACCGUGUACUUCGCCAAUGCCGAGCUGUACCUGGAGGCCCUGAAAGAGAAGAGUGGGCUGGACAUCACCAAAAUGAUCACCUACAAGAGGAGGCAGGACGCCAAGCAGAAACGCAGGGAGAUGAGGGCAGAGAGGAGGGCCAGGAGACAGGCCAACAGAGAGGCAGAUGAAAAUGGCGGGGACGGGGGCGCGGUGUUUUCGGUGGAAGAGGAAGCGGAGCACUGGAAGGAGAAGGAGCUGCAGGAGAGCCCGGGGGAGGGGGAGCCGGAGUGGCGCGGCAGGGAGAACGGGACGGUGUUCGUGAUGCCGGCGCGGCCCAACGCCUCGGGCACCUGGGAGUACCUGAAGUGCGGGGACCCGGACUCCGCCACGCUGGGCUCCACCUCGGGGCUGGAGGGCGACACCACCACCCUGGCCUCCAGCUGCGACGACACCCUCAGCAGGGACCUGGAGAGGGUGUCUCUGGGCUCUCUGGGCAAGUGGACCUGGGACAUCCAUUCCAUCAUCCUGGAUCUCUCCACCGCCAACUUCAUUGACACGGUGGCCAUCAAGACCAUCCAGAAUAUCUUUCACGACUUUGGAGAGAUUGAUGUGGAUAUCUAUCUUGCUGGCUGUCAAACCUCAGUGGUAGAGCAGCUGGAAAGAGGGAGGUUCUUCAACCAUUCCAUCACCAAGGGCCACCUGUUUGCCUCAGUCCACGAUGCCGUACUGUACUGCCUCAACCACAAGGGGGCGUCUACAGCGCCCAGCUACGAGUGUGCAGUGAACAUGCGGUGCAAUACCCGGCUGUGACCAGAAGAUGGGGCUGUUUUCCAUGCAGGCUGCAACUGGACACUCUACUGAUUCACCAGCUGCUAUACCACCACUCUCUCUUUCUCUCACCUUGGUGCUGGCUCUCUCCCUACUGGAGAACAGACAACCACACCAAACUCAAACAGUAUGGAGCAGUUGCAGUACCAGACUCAGCACCUUCAACUGAGAUGAGAGAGAGAAAAUUAGGGGAAGGAGAAAAGGGAGAAAAGGGAGAAUGAGUAUUUAAUAGAUCUAUAAUGUUGAUCUAAUGGCUGUUACCAUAAAACUGGUCUGACUCAAAACACAAUCAUGAGUUAUUUGACAGUUAUUUAGGC
This is a messenger RNA of Conger conger (European conger), 3052 nucleotides long. RefSeq names its product solute carrier family 26 member 6-like. The transcript is spliced from 22 exons. Gene Ontology annotation, molecular function: oxalate transmembrane transporter activity; chloride transmembrane transporter activity; bicarbonate transmembrane transporter activity. Gene Ontology annotation, cellular component: membrane. NCBI's taxonomy places the organism in Eukaryota, Metazoa, Chordata, Actinopteri, Anguilliformes, Congridae. The record is from RefSeq and is a predicted model, not a curated record. The coding region runs from base 126 to 2717 and encodes 863 amino acids. Gene Ontology annotation, biological process: transmembrane transport.